Myotis davidii is the source of this 2655-nucleotide messenger RNA. It is a transcript of the gene RAP1GAP2, whose product is annotated as RAP1 GTPase activating protein 2. Gene Ontology annotation, molecular function: GTPase activator activity. The transcript is spliced from 25 exons. The coding region runs from base 77 to 2272 and encodes 731 amino acids. Gene Ontology annotation, biological process: regulation of small GTPase mediated signal transduction; activation of GTPase activity. The record is from RefSeq and is a predicted model, not a curated record. Gene Ontology annotation, cellular component: plasma membrane; cytoplasm. Lineage: Eukaryota; Metazoa; Chordata; Mammalia; Chiroptera; Vespertilionidae.
ACUGCUGCUGCACCGAGACCCCCUCGCCGACAGCCCCAGGAACAUCGCCUGGACCUGGGGCCCCGCGGCCACAACCAUGUUUGGCAGGAAGCGCAGCGUGUCCUUUGGGGGCUUCGGAUGGAUCGACAAGACCAUGCUGGCAGGCCUGAAGGUCAAGAAGCAGGAGCUGGCCAACAGCUCGGAUGUGCCCCUGCCAGACCGGUCGCUGUCCCCUCCUCUCACGGCACCUCCCACCAUGAAGUCGGCGGAGUUCUUCGAGAUGCUGGAGAAAAUGCAGGGGAUCAAGCUUGAAGAGCAGAAGCCGGGACCCCAGAAGAACAAGGACGACUAUAUCCCGUACCCCAGCAUCGACGAGGUUGUGGAGAAGGGAGGCCCGUACCCCCUGAUCGUCCUGCCCCAGUUUGGGGGCUACUGGAUCGAGGACCCGGAGAACGUGGGCACGCCCACCUCGCUGGGCAGCAGCAUCUGUGAGGAGGAGGAAGAGGACAGCUUCAGCCCCAGCACCUUUGGCUACAAGCUCGAGUGCAAGAGUGAAGCCAGGGCCUACCGCAGGCACUUCCUGGGCAAGGAUCAUCUAAACUUUUACUGCACCGGUAGCAGUUUGGGGAACCUGCUCCUGUCCAUCAAGUGCGAGGAGGUGGAGGGCAUUGAGUACCUUCGGAUUAUUCUCAGGUCCAAAGUGAAGACAGUGCAUGAACGGAUCCCCUUGGCGGGCCUGAGCAAGCUGCCCAGCAUCCCUCAGAUUGCCAAGGCAUUCUGCGAUGACGCAGUGGGACUGAAAUUCAGCCCUGUCCUGUACCCCAAGGCCUCCCACAUGAUUGUGUCCUAUGAUGAGCAUGAUGUCAAGAACACAUUCAAAUUUGGGGUCAUUUAUCAAAAAGCCAAGCAGACGCUGGAGGAGGAGCUGUUUGGGAACAACGAGGAGAGCCCAGCUUUCAGGGAGUUCUUGGACCUGCUGGGGGACACCAUCACCCUGCAGGACUUCAAAGGUUUCCGAGGAGGCCUGGACGUGACCCACGGACAGACGGGGGUGGAGUCGGUGUACACGAUAUUUCGGGACAGGGAGAUCAUGUUUCACGUCUCCACAAAGCUGCCCUUUACCGAGGGAGACGCCCAGCAGCUCCAGAGAAAGAGACACAUUGGGAAUGACAUUGUGGCCAUCAUCUUCCAAGAAGAAAACACACCGUUUGUCCCAGAUAUGAUUGCCUCCAACUUCCUACACGCCUACAUCGUGGUGCAGGCCGAGAGCCUGGGCACGGACCCCCCGGCCUACAAGGUCUCAGUCACCGCGCGGGAAGACGUGCCGGCCUUUGGCCCACCUCUGCCCAACCCCCCGGUUUUCCAGAAGGGCCCCGAGUUCAGGGAGUUUCUGCUCACCAAGCUCACCAACGCAGAGAACGCCUGCUGCAAGUCGGACAAGUUCGCGAAACUGGAGGACCGGACGAGGGCCGCCCUCUUGGACAACCUUCACGACGAGCUCCAUGCCCACACACAGGCCAUGCUGGGACUCGGCCCGGAAGAGGACAAGUUUGAGAACGGGGGCCACGGGGGAUUCCUGGAGUCCUUCAAGAGGGCCAUCCGCGUGCGCAGCCACUCCAUGGAGACCAUGGUAACCAGCCAGAAGAAGCCACACAGCGGGGGCCUCCCCGGCAGCCUCAGCGGGGGCAUCUCCCACAACAGCGUGGAGGUCACCAAGACCACCUUUUCGCCUCCAGUGGCGGCGGCAACUGCCAAGAACCAGUCGCGGAGCCCUAUCAAGCGGCGGUCCGGGCUCUUCCCCCGUCUGCACACGGGCUCUGAAGGCCAAGGGGACAGCCGGACGCGGUGCGACAGUGCAUCCAGCAACCCCAAGACUGUGGACGGCGCGCACUCUUCUCAGGAGAUCAAGUCUGAGACCUCGUCCAACCCCAGCUCCCCGGAGAUCUGCCCCAGCAAGGAGAAGCCCUUCAUGAAGUUGAAGGAGAACGGCCGGGCCAACAUCUCCCGCUCCUCCUCCAGCACCAGCAGCUUCAGCAGCACGGCCGGGGAGGGCGAGGCCAUGGAGGAGUGUGACAGUGGGAGCAGCCAGCCGUCCACAACCUCGCCCUUCAAGCAGGAGGUGUUUGUCUACAGCCCGUCCCCAAGCAGCGAGAGCCCCAGCCUGGGGGCAGCCACCACCCCCAUCAUCAUGAGUCGGAGUCCGACAGAUGCCAAAAGCAGAAAUUCCCCGAGGUCAAACCUGAAAUUCCGCUUUGAUAAGCUCAGCCAUGCGAGCUCCAGUGCGGGUCACUAAUGCAAAAGAGGAGUCCUUCGCCUGUCAAAGGGAAGCCCCGAUUCUGUCUUGGAGAAGGCUCCUAUCCUCGCAGUUUGGGGGUGCCAUUCACUACUCUGACCAUCACUGGCCUGUUGCUCCAUCGGCCACCUGCCCACCAGACCAGCUAUCUGUCCCAGUGCCCCGACCGGCACAGCCCUGCCCGCUCCUUUGCCAAGACACCCUGCGAGCCCCGCCCCAUCUCUGGACAAGGCCUCAUUCCUCCAGGCUCCCCUGCUCCUGACCCUCCAUGUGCUAUGUGUCUGGGUCAUCUGUUACCUUGUUUUUGUCUGCAGCAGCCAGUGUUGGGUGAGCGAGGAUCUGGGUACUGGGGACUCAGAGAGCCGAGAGGCAGAGCCUGGUGG